Phalaenopsis equestris is the source of this 976-nucleotide messenger RNA. RefSeq names its product heme-binding protein 2-like. The record is from RefSeq and is a predicted model, not a curated record. NCBI's taxonomy places the organism in Eukaryota, Viridiplantae, Streptophyta, Magnoliopsida, Asparagales, Orchidaceae. The coding region runs from base 113 to 808 and encodes 231 amino acids. The transcript is spliced from 2 exons.
CCAGGGGAUCAGUCCCACCUCUGUAAUUCUUUCGAAUUUUAAGGUCAUCUUCCUUUCUCAAUGACCUGGUUAACUAUUUAGCUCCAGCUCCAUUCCCCAGCUGGUAUUCUCAAUGGCCAUGUCCCCUCACUCUAUCCUGCCUUAUCUAUUCCCUUUCACUCUCCUCCUCAUCUUCUCAACCCCAGGCCUAUCGUCGCCUUCGUCUUCCAUUGGAGUCUUCCCGCCGACGUGCAAACGCAUUGAAUGCCCGGGCUUCGACGUGAUAGAUGAAGGCGAUGGAUACGAGAUCCGUCGGUAUAACUCGACGCCAUGGAUAUCGACGUCGCAGAUCAAUGAAAUCUCUUUUGUUGAAGCCACGAGGAUUGGAUUUCUGCAGUUGUUCAGCUAUAUUCAAGGGAACAACGAGUACAAUGUCAAGAUAGACAUGACAGCUCCUGUCAUCACUCAGAUCGUACCUAGUGAUGGCCCCUUCUGCACUUCAUCAUUCGUCGUGAGCUUCUACGUACCAAAGGAGAACCAGGCCGACCCUCCUCCUGCAAAUGGCCUUCAUCUGCAAAAAUGGGGUGUUAAAUACGCAGCAGUGCGUCAAUUUGCAGGUUUUGUUUUAGAUUCUGAAGUAGGCGUGGAAGCAGCAGCCCUCUACUCCAGUCUUGCCGGUUCCAACUGGGCAUCAGCUAUUGAUAAAAGCAGGAAAGAUUAUUCCACUUCUCUCUAUACCGUGGCUCAGUAUAAUUCUCCAUUUGAGUACACAGGUAGAGUGAAUGAGAUAUGGAUUUUGUUUGAUGAGGAAGAUAUCAGCAGCGGCUAGAUGGAGCCAGAGGGAGUUGACGAAUAUAGUGCGCCUCUCUAUAGUUAGAGGGAGCUAGUGGUAACAAAUCAUGUGUAUCUGUAGCAAUUUCCCAAUGAAACUUUUGUAAUAAAUAUGCUGUGCAAAUUGAAUUAUGUUUCUUUUUACUGAACACAGCAUUUGGUCGGU